UACAUUAAAGUGUCUACAGCAAACCGGCAGCGUGUACGAGACAUGAGUGAACGUGAUGCAGCAGCACGGUGGGUAUCAGUGAACGCUACAAAAGGUAAGUUUGUAUUUUGAGGCUAACGGAGCAUAAAUAUGACUUAGAAAGACCCUUUAUGCGUGUGGAGGGUCUCUUCAAAGAUACUUGAUGUAACUUCUAUGUCUGGCCAGCAGCCAGCAGCGCUGUAUAACCUGAAAGCCGCGGGGUUUAGACCGAACGCUGCUCCGCGGUGCCGCCUGCUCGGGGCGGUUCCCGCCGGUGUCAGCUCCGCCCCGGCCGCGCUCGGCGGCGGAUGGACCGCGGAUGGGCCCGCGAUGGGGCCGGGAUCGCGCUGGGCGCUGCUGAUGGGGCCGGGACCGUGCUGGGCGCUGCUGAUGGGGCCGGGCCCGUGCUGGGCGCUGCUGGCCCCGCUGCUGGCCCCGCUCCUGCGCUGCGCUGCCGGCCGGGAAUAUUCAUUGCCUUAUACACCGCAGUUUGCACAAUGCAAAGAUCCCAGCACUGAAUUCUAUGAUGAAGAACUUAAUAAAUGUUGCAGCCAGUGCCCUCCAGGUCAAUAUAAGACAGAGAGCUGCAGUCACAGUGCGGACACAAAGUGCCGUCCCUGUAGAACUAACACAUACACAGCAAUCUGGAAUCUGUCUCCUCUGUGCUUUGCCUGCUCACCACCCUGCAGGAAAGGAUUGGUGCAGAAUCAAACAUGCACUAAGUCGCAGGACAGAACCUGUAGCUGCCCGCCCAAUGAGUACUGCAUUUUGAAAAUAUAUGACUCCUGCAAAAUAUGUGAAGUGCAUAAAAAAUGUGGAAAAGGUUAUCGAGUUUCCAGAAAAGGGACAGAUAGCACAGAUACAGAAUGUAAACCUUGUCCUCCUGGCACCUUUUCACAUGAGGAAUCUUACGAUACCAGCUGUGUACCACAUACAGUUUGUAAAUCAGUGGCUGUUCCUGGAAAUAACAUAAAUGACACUGUUUGCAGCGACUUGGGAACAAGACUUGCCACAGUUGUACCUCACACUAUUUUGAACCUGCUCCUGACCCAAAGCUCGUCUUCCAACAAACCUGAAAUAAUAACUCGACCUGUCAUUUUAAACUCUGUACCUGACGCGUCUCACAUCAUUGGAUCAGUAGCAGGACCAUUGUUAUUGAUCCUGAUAAUUGCUAUUCUGGGGGUUUGCUUAGUCUCCGAAAAAAAAGCCCUUGUAUAUUCUCCAGCAACUACAGAAGCAGAUUUGCCUAUUUCCCCUGCAGAAAAGCUGUGUGACAAAAAAGUAAGAAAUACAGAAUCACAAAACUCCAGCAGUUCUGAACAGGAGGAACAGCGUCUCUUAGAAACUUCUGGGUCCAGCAGUAGCUCCCUGAAUAAUCCAGCUGGGUCUGCAAGUGUCAGUGUGAUAAGUAACAAUAACGAAAAGCCAGAAACAGAAGGAUUUCAGCAGCAACCUUCAGCUGCAGAAGGGUGUCAGCUUCACGGUGGAGACAGACACAACUCCGCGAGCUCAGAACUUUCUGGUAACGGAGGAACGCACGUGAAUGUGACUUGUAUUGUGAAGGUGUGUAGUCCAGACUGCAGUUCCCAGUUCCCAGAAGAGAAUAGUUCAACGAGCAUGGAUCAUGGAAAUGCUCCCUAUUAUUCCCCAACAGGGGAAGAAAUUCCCCUUUCAAAAGAAGAAAACCCCUUGAAAAAACAAACUGAAAUUCAGAUCUCAGUGGAAAAUGAGGACAAUUUACUCCAAGACUUGCUUCCAGAAGAAAAGAACUUUCCUCUGGGUAUUCAAGAUGCGGGGAUGAAAAACAGUUAAAGGAAAUUACAGAUUAUAUACUGAUUGACUGAUGAUAUUAAUCAAACAACCCCUUAUCUUCUAAAAGAAACUUUAUGAUAAAUGUAGCAUUCCUACAGAGACUUGACAUUUCAGAUGAAUAUAGACACUGAUGCUUUUGAGGUUUUUAAUCUCUUUUGCCAGCUUUGAGAGUCCAACGAUGAUCUUUGCAGUUUAAAAAAAUUUGAAUGCUUUUUCUUUUCAACUGAAUGGCCAACGCCUCCCUUUCUUCUCUGACACCUUAGAGGGACCUUUACCAGAUCUGAAAAGGAACAUUUUUUCUAACUUUAUGCCAUUGAUUUUUCUGCUGAGUCUUCUUGUGAUGGUGAUUUGGGUUCGGGUUUGCCCCCUGUCAAGAACAUGGCUGUGACCAGCACUUCUAAGAGACUGGAGUUGAAUUAUCAUUCAUUCAAUGCUAAUGAAUUAUCCAUUUGAUUUUAAUUUUGAAAGUAUUGCAUUCCAUUUCCUAUCACAUGUCUUCGUGGGCUCACCUUCCCUCAUCCUCCUGGUUAUUUCUUUUAUUCUUACAGUUUGCUUUUGCUCAUGAUGAGAACCAGCUUCUCAAAUCAACCUUAAGCGUAUCAAGGAGUGAAAUCUUUUACAAGAACCUUUUUUACUAGAUUACAACUAUUAUGUCUAAACAAUAGCAUUUCAUUAGCUGUACAUAGUGCUUUUUAUUUUAGGAAAGGAAAUCUAGAUUAAAUAGUUAUGAUCUUGGAGUAGGAAGUAAGUUCCUUUUAUUGGCAGCUCUAAAGUUUGUCAUCUUUGUGUCCGGGCUGAUUUCAUGUGGUUCCCUGAUUGAUUUUGACUUCAUUUUUGAGGUUAAACAUAAACCCCAAAUAUUUUUCCCUAUGUUCCAGUGCAUAUUAGAGAAGAUCCACGUGACUAUGCGCACCGCAUACCUCAUGCCCACUGACCUCAGGAAAAGGGCUAUCUCUUGAUGAUUAUGUAGCAUAAUCUGUCAAAAACUGAAUGGACUCAAACCUCAGAACCAGAAAAUCCUGUUCUCCUUCACUUCUUGCUUGACAUUGAAGAUCCAACCACCUCUUACAGAAAAUUAGUAAAGGUUCUCCUUCAAUCAAGUGGGAGUCUUUCGGUUUUGGAAGUCAAUUCUUAGGGUCCCAUUUCCCGUAAUUACAUUUUGUGCAUAUGGCUUAAUGAACAAUCGUGGCAUCUAUACUCAACCAGAAUUUGCAAUACGGUGUUUGAAUUACAUUGGAAUGAAGUCAUACGGUAGGCACAACUCUUUUAUGCCAUAAGAACAUACGGUUGGACUAGAUGAUUACUGUACUUCCCUUCUACCUCAAGAGAAACUAAAUGCAGUAGUUAUUUCUGAGGCCUUAGACUGAAAAAGGACAUUUUGCAAUAGCAUUUGUUCAAGAACAACACAGAAGAGGCACAGAUACUAAAAUUACAAAUUUUAAACUUCCACAAAAGCUACGGGGUUUACUGACAAUGUUUCUGGAACUGAGAACUGGCAAAUAGGUCUUUAAUUCUGUUAUGAAGAAACCUUUUGUAACUGUAUAUUAAACUUCUAGGUGAAGGUAAUUUUCAGAAAAUACUUUGAAAAUGGGCACAGUGAAACCGUGACAAAACUGGAAGAUUUAGGCAAGAAAAUGACCUAAUUUUAUGCAGCACUUUGAACCUCCUGCACUGUGCUACUUUCACGUCUUGUUCGUCAGCUCCCAGUGCUGCGACCGCCCUGAAGCAGCAGUGGAAGAUUUCUGAAGUUUUAAUAACGUUUAAAAGGAGGAUCCCGUUAUGGCCGUUAAUUUACUGGGUUUUCAAAUCAUGGAGCUAUGUGACAGCAGGAAAACUCAAGUUUUGUGUUGAAGUAGGAAAAAUACGCUUGCAUUUGCUUAUAAAAAGUAAAAAAAAAGCGCCUAUAUUUUUAUAAUUGUGUGUAUCUUCAAGUUUCCUAACCUCUCAAUUAAAUAAGAUUAUAAUUUUUA
Columba livia (rock pigeon) is the source of this 3800-nucleotide messenger RNA. Its product is annotated as tumor necrosis factor receptor superfamily member 1B. Gene Ontology annotation, cellular component: membrane. Bases 193 to 1830 code for a protein of 545 amino acids. Gene Ontology annotation, biological process: regulation of T cell proliferation; positive regulation of membrane protein ectodomain proteolysis; intrinsic apoptotic signaling pathway in response to DNA damage. The transcript has 10 exons. The record is from RefSeq and is a predicted model, not a curated record. NCBI's taxonomy places the organism in Eukaryota, Metazoa, Chordata, Aves, Columbiformes, Columbidae. Gene Ontology annotation, molecular function: tumor necrosis factor binding; tumor necrosis factor receptor activity.